Mollisia scopiformis is the source of this 651-nucleotide messenger RNA. RefSeq lists its product as uncharacterized. The transcript has a single exon. The annotation marks the transcript as partial. The record is from RefSeq and is a predicted model, not a curated record. NCBI's taxonomy places the organism in Eukaryota, Fungi, Ascomycota, Leotiomycetes, Helotiales, Mollisiaceae.
AAUGGUCGCUACCUUGUCAAGCUUGAAGGAUCGAUCACUUCUGAACUCAUUCAAAAGAUAUCAGAAUCUGCCCAGCCGGUGGAAGUUAUACUCGGUAAUGGAGACGAAGGAGAUGCCAACGACGCCAGAUUCUGUAUCAUCAAUAGUGCAGUCAAGGAAGCUAUUCUUGAGCACGCUUCACGCAACAAGAUUCGACCCACGAUCGUGCGUCUUCCUGAGCCUGCUUCCAAGAACCUUUCAAGCAUUUCCAGAUAUCCAACUCUUGGACUCGAUACAACACUCCCACAACAUCGACCAUCAAAUGAAGAUGUAGAUUUCCUCCCAACGCAAGACCAAUACCCAGUCUGGUAUUUCUUCUAUGGGACACUUGCAGACCCCGCUGUUCUCUCACGCCAUCUAGGGUUGGCAAGUGAGCCAAUACUGUGGCCUGCUACCGUUCGGGGAGGAGUUCUGAAGACCUGGGCUGGAAAGUAUCGUGCUCUUGUUGAUGGUGCAGAGUCUUCUGUCAUUGAUGGUUCUGCUUAUGAGGUCCAGUCGAAAGCACAGGAGGAUGCCUUGAGAGCGUACGAGACUUCGAAGUAUGAGGUUGUGAGAUGCAUGAUUGAGGUGGGAUGUCGUCGAAUCCCAGGGUGCACUUUCAGAUUCGUCGGA